Molecule: messenger RNA, 7846 nt
Organism: Suncus etruscus (white-toothed pygmy shrew)
Lineage: Eukaryota; Metazoa; Chordata; Mammalia; Eulipotyphla; Soricidae
Gene: RBM26
Product: RNA binding motif protein 26
Exons: 25
Biological process (GO): mRNA processing
Cellular component (GO): nucleus
Molecular function (GO): metal ion binding; RNA binding
Source: RefSeq, a predicted model, not a curated record
AUGAGGAAGAUGUUGAAGGUCUCCGAGAGAAACUGCAGCAGGGCCGAGGCGGGAACUACAGAUCUGCAUCCCAAUAUCCAAUCUCCUAGGGGGCUGCAAAGACCCAGGCAGGCACUCAAGCUCAUGGGCCAUCCAGGUGUGAGUCGCGCCCAGGAGACGCACCAGGCCUGCAAAGAGAGGGAGACAGGGAGCUCGGGUCCGCUGCGAGGAGAGCCGCCGCCGCCGCCGCCGCCGGGCUCGAGGGGAGGGCCCGGGCCGAACCGUUGGCUGCUUGGGGGCCGUGGCGCGGGGUCCGGGUCACGUGACGACCCGCGCCUCCCCCCCCGCCGCCCCCCCCCCCCCCCGCAGCGGCUCGCUCGCCGUUCAGGGCCCGCCGGUACCGUCCGGCUCCACCCGGCGCCUCCCAGCGCGGCCCACGCGGAGGGGCAGGAGGGGGCGGGGGCGGCGGCGGCGGCGGCGGCGGCGGCCGCUGCGUCUAGCGGCUGCGACUGCGACCGCGAUCGCGACCCGGGCGUGCGUGCGGGCCGCCCUGGAUCCCGGUGGACGAAGAUGAUCAUCGAAAACUUCGAGGCCCUCAAGUCCUGGCUCAGCAAGACGCUCGAGCCCAUCUGUGAUGCAGAUCCAUCAGCCCUAGCAAAAUAUGUCCUUGCAUUGGUAAAGAAAGACAAAAGUGAAAAAGAGUUAAAGGCAUUAUGUAUUGAUCAACUGGAUGUAUUUCUUCAAAAAGAGACCCAUUAUUUGUGGAAAAACUUUUUGAUGGCUGUGAAUACGAAGAGUUAUCUACCUCCUCCAGAGCAACCAUCAUCGGGGUAGCCCUAAAGGUAGGAAUUUUUUCAGCACCAAGAAAAAGAUAUUAAAAAGGAAGAGAUUACAAAAGAAGAAGAGCGUGAGAAAAAGUUUUCCAGAAGGCUAAAUCACAGUCCUCCCCAGUCAAGCUCCCGAUACAGAGAAAACAGAAGUCGUGAUGAAAGGAAAAAAGACGAUCGUUCCCGCAAGAGAGAUUAUGAUCGAAACCCUCCUCGAAGAGAUUCCUAUAGAGACCGAUAUAAUAGAAGACGAGGACGAAGUCGCAGUUAUAGCAGGAGUCGGAGUCGAAGCUGGAGUAAAGAGCGGCUUCGUGACAGAGAUAGGGAUAGAAGCAGGACACGAAGCAGAAGCAGGACCCGAAGCAGGGAAAGGGAUCUGGUAAAACCUAAAUAUGACCUGGAUAGAACAGAUCCAUUAGAAAACAAUUAUACUCCAGUCUCUUCAGUAUCUAAUAUUUCAUCUGGUCACUAUCCUGUACCUACUUUGAGCAGCACUAUUACAGUAAUCGCUCCUACUCAUCAUGGUAAUAACACUACCGAAAGUUGGUCUGAAUUUCAUGAAGACCAAGUGGACCAUAAUUCAUACGUGCGACCACCCAUGCCAAAGAAGCGGUGUAGAGACUAUGAUGAGAAGGGUUUCUGCAUGAGAGGAGACAUGUGCCCUUUUGAUCAUGGAAGUGACCCAGUAGUUGUGGAAGAUGUGAAUCUUCCUGGCAUGCUGCCUUUCCCAGCACAGCCUCCUGUUGAAGGGCCUCCUCCUCCUGGUCUGCCUCCGCCUCCUCCCAUUUUGACACCACCGCCUGUGAAUCUGAGACCCCCAGUGCCUCCACCAGGCCCAUUACCUCCUAGUCUACCACCUGUCACAGAUGAUAUUUCUUAUUCUUUGGUUUUGACAGGACCACCACCUCCACUUCCUCCUUUGCAGCCAUCUGGCAUGGAUGCUCCCCCAAACUCUGCAACCAGCUCUGUUCCUACUGUAGUAACAACUGGCAUUCAUCACCAGCCUCCUCCUGCUCCACCCUCUCUUUUUACUGCAGUUUUUGUAUUACCAGAUACAUAUGACACUGAUGGCUAUAAUCCCGAAGCCCCAAGCAUAACAAACACUUCCAGACCUAUGUAUAGACACAGAGUGCAUGCACAAAGGCCUAACUUGAUAGGACUGACAUCAGGGGAUAUGGAUUUGCCACCCAGAGAUAAGCCACCUAAUAAAAGCAGUAUGAGGAUUGUCGUGGAUUCAGAGUCAAGGAAAAGAACCAUUGGUUCUGGGGAGCCUGGAGUUUCUACGAAGAAGACUUGGUUUGAUAAACCAAAUUUUAAUAGGACAAACAGCCCAGGCUUCCAGAAAAAAGUUCAGUUUGGAAAUGAAAAUACCAGACUUGAACUUCGAAAAGUUCCUCCAGAAUUAAACAAUAUCAGCAAACUAAAUGAACAUUUCAGUCGCUUUGGAACCUUGGUUAAUUUACAGGUUGCCUAUAAUGGCGAUCCUGAAGGUGCCCUUAUUCAAUUUGCAACAUAUGAAGAAGCAAAGAAGGCAAUAUCUAGUACAGAGGCAGUAUUAAAUAAUCGCUUUAUUAAGGUUUAUUGGCACAGGGAAGGAAAUACCCAGCAAUUACAAACUUCUUCUCCAAAGGUAAUGCAGCCCUUAGUCCAGCAGCCCAUUUUACCUGCUGUGAAACAGUCAGUCAAAGAACGUCUGGGUCCAGUACCUUCAAGUACUCUGGAAGCAGCAGAAGCCCAGACUGCCAGUUCAGACCUUCCUCAGAAUGUAACUAAGUUAUCUGUGAAGGACAGGUUGGGUUUUGUAUCAAAGCCAUCUGUUUCAGCAACUGAAAAGGUAUUGUCUACAUCUACUGGCCUAACAAAAACAGUGUAUAAUCCAGCUGCUUUGAAGGCUGCACAGAAAUCCUUACUUGUUUGCACCUCUGCAGCUGAUAAUAAUGAAGCACAGAAAAAAAAGCAGGAAGCACUGAAACUUCAGCAAGAUGUAAGGAAAAGGAAGCAGGAAAUUUUAGAAAAGCACAUAGAAACACAGAAGAUGUUAAUUUCAAAGCUUGAGAAAAACAAAGCAAUGAAAUCUGAAGAUAAAGCUGAAAUAAUGAAAACUUUAGAGGUUUUGACAAAAAAUAUUACCAAAUUGAAAGACGAGGUCAAAGCUACUUCUCCUGGACGAUGUCUUCCUAGAAGUAUAAAAACUAAAACUCAGAUGCAGAAAGAAUUGCUUGACACAGAACUGGAUUUAUAUAAGAAGAUGCAAGCUGGAGAAGAAGUCACUGAACUUAGGAGAAAAUAUACUGAAUUACAGUUGGAAGCUGCAAAACGAGGGAUUCUUUCAUCAGGUCGGGGUAGAGGGAUUCAUUCAAGAGGUAGAGGUGCAGCUCAUGGCCGAGGCAGGGGGAGAGGUCGAGGCCGAAGUGUACCUGGUCAUGCUGUGGUGGAUCACCGUCCUCGGGCAUUGGAGAUUUCUGCAUUUACACAGAGUGAUAGAGAAGAUCUUCUUCCUCAUUUUGCGCAAUAUGGUGAAAUUGAAGAUUGUCAGAUUGAUGACUCUUCACUUCAUGCAAUAAUAACAUUCAAGACAAGAGCAGAAGCUGAAGCAGCUGCACUUCAUGGAGCUCGGUUCAAAGGGCAGGAUCUAAAACUGGCAUGGAAUAAACCAAUAGUUAAUAUUUCCGCUGUUGAAACUGAAGAAAUGGAACCUGAUGAAGAGGAAUUUCAGGAAGAGUCUUUGGUGGAUGACUCAUUACUUCAAGAUGAUGAUGAAGAAGAAGAGGACAAUGAAUCGCGUUCUUGGAGAAGAUGAUUGACUGAUCACUGAUCUACAUAUGCUAGAACUCUACCUGUGUUUCAUUAGUAUUACCUAAUGUACUUUUACGUAUUUGUAAAAACCAUUUUUGGUAAAAAAAAAAUGUGAUGAAGAUGGAUUUCACAAAUAUAGAAAAAAGAAGAAACCUACUGCCUGAUCCUGUAUUUUGAAAGAUUGGUCUUUGCAUUUUAUUUCAGUAAACAAUUGCUAAAGACAUCACAUUAGAAACAUACAAUGUUUUUAUUACAUACUUCUACUGAACAUUACAGAACUCCUUGGGUCCUUUCUAAUUUAAUGAAUAGGUCUGAAAACUUAUGACCAAUACUUGUUAUAACUUAGAAGAUUUUUGUUAUACUCCAAAUACGGAAUGAAUUUGCAUUUAAAAUCUUAAUGAAUGUUUCCAAAAAAUGAAUAGAUAACAUAGUACUAUAACUAAAGUCUCCCACGUUAUGUAUUAAAAAUAUUACAUAGUAGUAUGCUUAGGCUUUACUAUGUAUUAGCCUUUUGUUGAACUUGUGUAUGUAUUUUGCCAUAUGGGUUUUAAUGAUAAUGGUGUAUGAAUGCUUUGCAUAUGAGUCCCUAUGAAUUCAGAUGUGAAAAAUAAAGUGGAAUGGUCUCAAAAGAAAAGAAAAGAAAAGAAAAGAAAACAAUGACAAAAAAAAAAAAGACCAAGACAAUGUUCCUUGAUUAAAAAAAAAAGAAAAGAAAAAAGAAAAAAAAGAAAAAAAAACUAAAAUAAAUAGACCAUUCCAGAUGGUGAUCUGCCCUUACCCCCAAUUAUCACUAAAGGAGCUUAAUCACUAAUUUAUUCUUAACAAUAAUGAUUACUGGUACCUUUAUAAUGAUGUACAAUCCAUGUUUAAAAUUUAUACAACUUCAGUUUGGUUUGAUCCUAUAAAUUUUCAACAGAUGUCUUAAAAUUUAAAAGCAGGCUGAUUAGUUUGGAACCAGACUUCAAGUAGUAGUUGGUGAAUAAGAAAACAUCACAUUACAUUUUGGAUGUAUGAAAGAAAACUUGACCAUUUGAAGAUGUAUGAAUAAAGAAAUGUACUAUAGAUACUACUUUAGGAAAACACUGUUUGUAGUCGUGAAAGAUGCCAAAUUGGCAGAGGCUCACGUUUCUUCUCUUUACACCAAACAGCAGAGAGACAUCAUCAUUGCCUGAAUUUAGCUUUAUGACCACCACAGCAGAACAGUUCAUCUCUGGAGACGACUGUUAAAAUAUCAUUUUGUUAUUUUAUGUUUACCCUUUAUCAAUUGAAAUAUUUGUUUACAUGUACUAUAAUUAGCAUUUUAUCUUUACAGUUCCCUAAGGGUAUACCUACCUGAGUCCAGAAGUAUAAUAUCUGCCUGUGCUUUGUCUGACCUUUCUUGUUCUUAAGUAUUUUUUUCCCUUUAUAACUAUUUUUUAAACACCAUUAAAAAGGGUAAAACUUCUUGGUUUCCUAAAAUGCGAAAAUUUUUAUUUUGGCCACACUAACAAUUGUGUCUAGGACAUUGAUAAAUCCAUAAUGUUUUGCUCAUUGGCAUGAAUAAUUAGAAUGAAGAAAAUAACGAGUGAAGCAUAGGUUUUAUUUUAAUUUUUCUGGGAUUUAGGAUACAUUUCUGGGCUUAAAAUAGUCAAAUAAUUUUGAACAGAUGAUAAAGUACUUUUCUACACUACACACUAAUAAUUUGUCUAUCUUUUAAAAAUACUUUUACCGAAAUUGUUGCCAGUGCCACCUGCCCAAAUAAUUUUUUAUGUCUUAGUUUUUCAACAUCAAUGAGGAGUAUAAUUUUCUAUCAAGAAAUGCAGGAUGAUGUGUGAAAUAUAAAUAUGAGAUGUAUUUAUUAAAUGUCUAGUGUACACAAUUUACCUUAUUUUCUGCACUUGCAAUCAAGACUUCAAAGACAAUCCUAAAAGCAAUGGGAAUAGUGUGUCAGACAUUGUAAAAUAUUAUAGUUUUUCAGUCUUAAAGGGUGUAUGUCCAUAUUAUUUACAAGCAAUGUGGCUUAUAACUGUUUUUAGAGUAUGAUUAAAUCUUAUCCUAUUUGUCCAAAAUUAUAAAUGAGCACAAAGAAAAGUGUUCACAAAGUUAGGAAUAUUCCUAGAAUCUAAUAAAGCAUUUGAGGAGUUUUAUCUGGGACUUUUACUUGGUUGCAGAUAUAUUUAAGUCCAAAUUACACAUGAUUCUAGCUAGUUACUCUUCAUUUUUUCCAGUUCUAUUCAGCCAUGCUAAUAUUUUUACCUCUUUGUAACUAUACUGCAAAUAUUUUUUCGCCCUGAGCAUAUAUUGUGUUUUGUUUUCAUGAAAAAUAAAAAGGAAUGAACACAUCGGCAUAAUGUAAAUUAUCUAUUUUUAUCCACAUUAGAGACAACGUGAAAAAGUACAUGUUUUGGAAGGUCUUCUAACAUGAUCUGUUAUAGCCUACAAGCGAGUUUAAAAAUUAGACUCUUGUUUGAGUUCACAUUUUUUAACUAGAAGUUACUUGAAGAGGGAGUUUAUUAAUAUUUCCUAGGUGAGCUCAGUAUCUUUUCUUUCUGUAGAAAAUUUCUGUCUAUGCAAUAGUGGUUUUUGUGAUGGAUCAGAAACUCUAAGAGCAUUGCUUGAAGGACCAUACUUCUGUACCAAUUUGAUUGGCUAAUGGAUAUGAACCACAUGAGCUAUCACCGUUUUAUUUAUUUUGCCGUGUCUUAUUCCCCUUGUUUUUAAAUUAAAAACAAAAUAAAGCAAAAUGAAACUGAAUAUGUCAUUGAGAAUUAGAAAUCUAGAUGUUUUGAUUUUUAUUAAGAUCAUCGCUCUUUUUAAAAAAUGCAGUGCUAUCCUGUAGAUCAGUUACACAAAUUUCCUAUACUGAUUAAGAAUAAAGAUUUUUUCCAUUAUUUUAUUUUCCUAAGUAGGAUUCUCAUGGAGCUAUGUGUAGAUAACUGUACAAAAUCAUUUGCAUAAUUGAAUGAAGCUCUUAACUUCUGCAUGAUUGCAUUAUGGAAAUCUUUUAUAUAUCUUUAUAUUUUCAGUAUAUUUAGAUUUUACACAAUUAGCUGCCCUACUCAUGCUAUAUUUGUUUUUUUAAAAUAGAGUUUAUAAAUAUUUAUGCUCAAAAUACAGAUCAACUGAAUAUUUUUGGUCUUGUUUACAAGAUAAAUAAUACUUUAAAAAUGAUGCAGCCCCUCAAGUGUCUUAGGAAAAAGUCAUUGGUGCUAUAAACCUUUCAAUAUCAUUUUGAACUGCUAGGUAACUUAGCUAGGCUAUCACCUAUGAUCGCUUGUGGUUUAUUCUAACCUAGCAGCAUAAUUAAUAAAAGUGGUGAUCAGGUAACGAUCCCAGCCCAUGAAGCCCACAAUUUAAAGAUACGAUGCAGAAUGGCUAUACGUUCAUUAGAGCCCAGCUCCUAAAAAGAACAAGUAGUUUCAUUGGAUUCUUGGUAGUUCUUUUGAUAAAUAAUGAUACAUUCAACUUAACUCAGUUUUCCCAUAUUUAAAAUGGAAAGCUUUUUUAGUCUUAAAACAUGAUGUAGUCCUGCUCUGCUCUAAAUUUCCAUCUGAUACUCAACAGGAGGCAGGGUAGUUCUUAAAUAUUUACAGAAUGUUUGAUGAAUUGUGAAGAGAUGUAUUAUUUACAUUAUACAAGUUUUACAUUGAUGUGUGUAGAUUUUUCUACAUUUAUCAGACUUCGUUCCAGCACCUUAGUGAAUGUUCUCAAGAUACAGAUUCUUAAGUAUCAGCAAAGCGUUUAUAGAUGUUUACUUUUGAUCUCAGAAUUCUGAACCUGUUUGGGGUGUGAUGUUACUUCAGGACAUGUAUGGCACAAGAUUUCCCUUAAGAAGCGGUUUACUUUAACUCAGUUUUGUGGAUUGUUGAGCCGAAAACACCAAAGGAGUCUUCUCUUGUCUGGAGACUGGAUUGUUCAGUUUUUAAUACCUGUGCCCAUAGUAUCCCAUUUCACGAAUGUGUGUUGGCAUGGGGGAAAAAAAUUCCCUGCUCUUUCAGUGGAGCGAAAGUAAUUGGUUAAGCUGUAGCAGCUUUUUUGUUGUUUAUUUUUAAAAGUGAUAAUAAAACUUGAACUAAAAACAAGGUAAAACUUGAACUAGAAAACUACUCUUGUAUGCUUAGAAUGUUUAUAGUAGAACAUGUUUAUGUGAGGUUGUCAACAUUAUUUAUAGUUGAAUUAUGUUUUGUUUGUUAAAUAUCCAUAAUGUUUAUUAUUUUUAUAUUUUGAAAAUUUUUUAAAUAAAAUAGCCUUACUAAAAAAGGUAA